Messenger RNA from Halichondria panicea, 3334 nucleotides. Its product is annotated as UBX domain-containing protein 7-like. Gene Ontology annotation, molecular function: ubiquitin binding. Lineage: Eukaryota; Metazoa; Porifera; Demospongiae; Suberitida; Halichondriidae. The transcript has 9 exons. Gene Ontology annotation, biological process: proteasome-mediated ubiquitin-dependent protein catabolic process. The coding region runs from base 1796 to 3247 and encodes 483 amino acids. The record is from RefSeq and is a predicted model, not a curated record. Gene Ontology annotation, cellular component: nucleus.
UAUAGCAGAUAGCUAGGUUGAAGUGCUACAGUUCAGCUAGUUUACCAAGUAUGAGUUAUCCAAAGAGUUGCAAGUGCAGACUUAGAUGGUUCUAUUCCAAGGGGGCUCUCUUAGUCAUUUUUUGGACCUUGUUAAUGUCCAUUGUUUUUGGCUCGAUUCUCCAGGCUUACGGUAAUACCUUUCAUAUUUCAGGCAACAGACUAUCUCAUGCCUUGGCUAUUAUCGCUCCGGUAUGUUUUCUUAUUGCUUCACUUGUCUCGGGAAGUUUGUCAGAUACUUCUUUUGGAAAGUAUAAGAUAAUCAAGGGUGGAUUUGUACUGAAUUUCUUAGCAUCAGUGAUAUACUGUAUAGGAAUAUUGGCAGCAGAUGCACUCGUCAUAACUACUGACAACAAAUUUAUCGUUGAUUGUGUAUCGUUUGUUGUUUUUAGUGUUGGCUAUGCUUGCUUUCUGGCUGCUAGCAUUCCAGUGGGUUUGGAGCAGCUUCCCGAUGUUUCCUCUGAGAGUAUCAGCAGCUUUAUCUCAUGGUAUCUCUUGAGCUUUGGUUUAGGCACCUGGAUUGGCACUGUAUUUCAGUCUGUUUACCUAAGGUGUAUUGACGAAGCCCAUACUAAGCUUAUUUUUAAUGAGUUGUUGGUCUUAUUCAUAGUAUCGUGUGCAAGUGCUAUUUUGAUAUCUGUUUUUCUCUUAGCUCCAAAGUGGUUGAUAAUUGAACCAAAGGCCCAGCCUCAGACCAUUAGAUCUAUUUAUCGUGUUCUCAAGUUUGCAGCCAAGCACAAGGCUCCCCUCAAUCGCAGUGCUUUCACGUACUGGGAGGAAGACAUACCGUCUAGAAUUGACCUGGGUAAGACAAAGUAUGGCGGUCCUUUCACCACCGAGCAAGUUGAAGAUGUUAAAACUAUUAUUGGAAUUUUAACUCUUUUCUUACCUAUGUGGAUUUGUCUAUUGGUACUAGCCAAUCCAAUAAUUGUGGACCCACCUGAUGAAACAUUUGGAAUGACAGUUUGUACUGCAGAAUUGUUAAAUUUGUCACACAGUGGUCCAUUGUGGAUUGCGAUUGGCUCGCUAGUGAACGAGUUCAUUAUCUACCCACUGCUCAGACAUAGAAUGCCAAAUAUUUUGCAACAAAUUCAAAAUACUUUUUUUUCCUGACUGCCUUAUACGUCUUCCUAUUAGUAUUAGCAAUUCUUCAUUUUGCUGGUCUUGGAAAAGAUAUAAUGAGUUUUGGUAGCAUUUUGUACGGAAUUAUUAAUGGUUUGCUCACCCGGGCCUAUUUCACUUCAGUACUGGAGUUUGUAUGUGCCCAAUCACCAUCCUACACAAAAGGACGCUUCUUUUGUCUUGUGUAUUUUCAAUACUUGUCAUCUGAAGUGUUUAGUUACAUUUUCAUAGACUACUUCAGACAUUCCUGUAAAGCUGAAUACUGCUCUGUCGUGUAUUGGUCGGUAACAACUGUCAUUAGUUUGGUUGGUUUCUUAUUAAUUUGUUUUGUGGCUCGACGGUACAAGAAAAGAGAAAGAGACGACAUUUACAAUUCUCAGAGACUUGUGGAAGAGGUUUAUGAUCGAUAUCUCUCGCAGAGGACUAUAAGUAAAAAAUUUGGAACACAAAAUUAAUGAAGAAGUGGCACAAACAUGAAUCGAACCUGGCACCCUUAGCUUCGAUUCUGUAAUGGUAAAGGUCGAUAACCGAAAACUGUGUUUAACAUUAUAGUCAAAAGCUAAUGUCAGUAAUGAUCUUUACCUAUUGUCUGUACCAUGAACCUUUUAGUUUCUACAAAAAGCUAGCAGCGAUGAAUGAUGGAUUCUAAGGUGGAACAGUUCAGAGCCGUCACUGGAGCACCGACUGAUGUGGCUAGGAGUAUUCUGGGAGCGUGUGGAGGCAAUCUUGAGUUAGCAGUCAACAUGCACAUGGAGGGAGGAGGGCCCAGUACUAGUUCAUCUGUAGCUACCCCUGGACCUAGCAGGCUGCCUGACAGGGACACGGGACCUACUAGCGAUGAGCUGCUUAGUCCUACCAGUUACGAAGCUAAACACGGUGUACGUGCUCCCAUUCCCCAGUCGAGUGGUGUGCUGAUAGAGGACAAUACUCCACCCAGGAUAAUGAGACACUCUCGAAGAUUACCUCGUACUGUGUUUGAUCCGUUUCAAGAUUUUCAAAAUACAGGGAGGUUUGGAGGAGGCGGAGAUGCUAAUAAAAUGAAGUCUCUGGCAGAACUGUUCAAACCUCCUCACGACAUUAUGUUCCAUGGCACAUUCCACGAGGCAAAGCUGGCUGGUCAACAUCAGAGGAAAUGGCUCCUGGUUAAUCUUCAAGAUUCAAAAGAGUUUCCCUCUCAAGUUCUCAACAGAGAUGUUUGGAGCAACCACAAUGUCAAGGACAUUGUUCGUCAGCACUUCAUUUUCUGGCAGGUGUACUGUAUAACUGAUGAGGGUCUCAAGUUCAAGCAGCUGUAUCACGUUGGCAGCUGUCCUUACAUCGCCAUCAUUGACCCAAUGACAGGAGAAAAGAUGGCUGAUUGGGGCUCACUCACUGUGUCUGCUUUCACUGACUCUUUCCUGCAAUUUCUCUCCAAUCACCAAUACGACACUAACAACCUACCCUCAGGCAGCAAAACACAGGAAAUAGUGUCUGUGAGCAGCGAGGAGUCUCAAUUAGAAGCGGCCAUACAAGCAUCUCUUAAAGAAGCUCAGAAGAAGCAGCAUCUUGUGUUCAGCGAUGACAGUGACAUCGACUGUGUGUCUCUCAGCAGCUCAAGCAAUGGGGAUGUGGAAUAUAUUGGCAGCUCUCUGGGUGGCACAUCAACAGACACAAGAUUGCUUGACGUAGAACACUGUGGGACAUCGAACAGUGGCCUGACUAACGGUGCAAGAGAGAGCAGAAAGAGACUAUCUAACAGAGACGAUAGCGAAAUGUGUGAUGAGCUGCCACGGAAGAUGAUGCGAGCGGAUAUCUCAGAAAUAGUGGAGAGUGGUGGGCCCAGUACGUCAUUCGAAACAGCAAACUCUGACAUACAUUUGGUCCUCUUUCGGCUGCCGGACGGGGAAAGAAUCCAACAGAAGUUUGUCAGCUCAUAUCCAAUCCAGGAGGUCUUCACUUUUCUCAAGUCCAAGGGGAUAGACAAGACUGAACAUGAAAUAGUCACCCAAUUUCCUCAAAGAAAUCUGUGUGAUGUGGAUCCCCUGACAACCCUUAGCGACCUUGGACUACACAGACGAGAGACUGUAUUCAUUCACACAACAGACUGAAUCUUCAUUUAAUAUUAUUUUAUUAUUCACUAUUACAUGUUGACUCCCCUCCCCUGACCUCUACUGAAUAACUUGUUUCAAAUGGUG